UGUAGGAUCGAUCCGCACAUCACUAGUUUGCUCAACAUAUUCCAUAACAAAUGCUGGCGCCAUGAUCAUGCGGACUGAUCCGAGAGGGAGGAGGACGGUAGUCACGUGGCAUUUUCAAAACACAUCUUUCAUCCUUCCGCCCUGAGAAGCAAAACUUCCAGCUUACUUAGUUUUUCUAAGUUAAGACAACUCAAAUAAAUUGAGUUUAUCAGCAUUUUGCAUAUAAAGUACUGGUAACUUAUUUAAAUCGAGUUCUAAUAACAAAUUGAUAAAAAAUGAGUUCAGCCUAUUUAAUAUUUUGAAUUAAACACAAUAUUACAUUUUACAGUGUGCUUUGUGAUAACAUUUAUUUAAAAAUUGUUUUCAUAGCUUGUUUUUAGUUAAAUAAAAUAUAGCUAAUGGCAAGUUUUCAGAAAUACAGAGGUCAUGUGUAAAAUUCUUCAACACACCCCACUGAAUGCAUAUUUAUUAAUUCAUCUGAAAUAUGUGUUAACUUGUUUAUUGAAAAAUUUAAAUGCAUUGUUAGGUUGUUAAAUUUCACAAACUUACAGAAACAAACUCAAGAAAAGGAUCCUUAGUGUCAUCCAUGACCCUGUUUAAGUCCUCAGAAAGCGAAUCCAUAGAUCUCCAGAGUGUUUCUGUGUGUCUAUUUUAGCAGUUAUUUUCUAUUCAGCUCAGUCCCAGUAAGAAGCCUUUUGUCAGAGAGCUCUAAAAACACACCAUACGUGAUUUUCUCUGUAAUAAAAAGCAGACAGUUGGCUAUUAGCUAGUUAAGAGUGUGUAAUAUAUUGGAGCUUAAGACACCAGAGCUGAAAUGCAAACAAACAUUGGACUUAGAUUUAUCAUUCUGCCAAAACAGACCACGAAUGAACACUGUGAAUUUUGCUGGCAUAUGCAGGAUGCUGUUUUCUAAAGCGAUUAUGUCAGAUGGUGUAAAACAAAAUUAAUUAAAGCGUUCAUACGUCCAAUCUAAGAGCAGUCGUUAGCGCAGUUAUUCACACACGUUACAAGCGCAGAACAAAAAGCAAACAAACAGUGAAUGAGUACAGAUGCCACUGCGCAGAUGUCAGAGACCCAGCAGCUUGUGUCCCCUCCAGAUUUGCAUCUUUCACUUGAACCGCUCAACUGUUCAAAGAGACAAAUGAUGAAAAUGAGCGGGAAGGCACGAGGGCAUUGAAGCGUCAAGGGAUGACGAUGAUGAUGGCACUAACAGAUAGAAGUAUUGUUUGACACCUGUUCUGAAUUUUACAUUUGAAACUUUCCAGCAACCUUCCAUCUCUUAUCUCUAGUUUGAUGUAAAAAUCAUGUUAGCAAAGAAUAUUUUAUAGUUUGCUUUUCUUGGUUUUGAGUCCUUUCGCACCUUAAUCAUAAAAUAAUGUAGAAAGCUUUUCUCUUAGCCAUAAACUUACUGGUAUUUUGGUAAAACAAGAACCCAGUCUUAUUUAAAUAUGACAAGAAAGUUGCUUGUUUCAUAUUUCCUACCUCAGUUUUGCACGCUUCUCCUCACCUCCUCACCAGAUCCAAUCUCAUACCUGCUCCGGCUAAUAAACUGCCGCUUAUGUAAAUGCCACAUGUAUGAUAAUUCUAGCUUCUCAAUAAUAAAUGGGAAAACCUCAUGAAUGAGCCAAAUUAGUGCUGACCAUCACAUCAGCCCCCCCAAAACUCCAUCAUUCUCUCUGUGACCUUUCUCUCCUGGCAACCUGAGGAAGUGGAUGAUCUCCAGUUUGACAAAAAAAGGGGUAGAAAUGGGAGUUAAUAGGCAGCUCCUCUGCAAACACUGGGAGUCUUUAUGAAUAGGAGGCAAUCACACAGAUCAAAUAUACAGCAAGGGGAAAUGGGUCUGGAAUUCAGGAGGCAAAAAAAAAAAAAAAAGAAAAGAAAAGAAAAGAAAAGGAGGGGAAAUACAAAUUGAAGAUGCUGGUAAAUAUAAUAAUGUGUGCCUCAUGUAAUUGUCUGUUUAAAUGCAGAUACUGAAGAGGAGUGUUGACUGAUGUAGACAGAGGAGACACAAGGAGGAGUGCCUGGAUGGGGACUGGUCUACAGUUACAAGACUUCUAGCACAGAGCUGGAGAUUUUGUUGUCAUUGCUGAUUCUUUUUUGUUUGUUUGCUUGUUUGUUUGUUUGUUUGCAGACUUCAUGACGAUCCAUGUCUGAGCAGCACCAUUGUGCUGGCAAUGUGACUGAUUGAUCAGUAGAUGAACAGUAAAGAUUAAGAGGAUGACAAAUAAGCAUGCUGCUUACACAGCGCUUGGGGCUAAUCCUACCCCCUCCACCACCCCCCGGGUUCCCUUUUGAGGACCUGCUGCUGAGGAGAGCCCACAGACAGUGACAGACAUCGGAGGGAACACACACCCGCACACAACCUGUUCACGUGCAACAAGUGUCAGCUGGAGCUCAUGACAGGACCCCAGCUCAUCUGAACAACCACAGCAGAGGUUGCAACACACAGCACGGGCUCACCCUGCCAUCUGUCCACCGGGGACCACCGGAGGCCCUGCGGCCCUACGUAUUUUUAUUUGAAGCAACUGAGCAGAAGAGGACCAAAACUUUUUCUUAUCUGCCUUCGUCAAUCACUAGAGGAGAUAUUUUGAGAGAAAAAUAAUGGAGGAUCACCUUACAAAGAUACCCAUGAUGCCAUCCUCUUCCCCCACAGAGUCAUCUGGCAGCGGUGGGACUGAUGACAGCAGGGGAGCCAAGAGUCCUGCACCGGGCAAAGCUCUGAGCCCAGCUCUGGUCUGCAAAGUGUGUGGAGACACCAGCAGCGGGAAACACUACGGCAUCUACGCCUGCAACGGCUGCAGCGGCUUCUUCAAGCGCAGUGUGAGGAGGAGACUCAUUUACAGGUGCCAGGCCGGUACAGGCAUGUGUCCAGUGGACAAGGCUCAUCGUAACCAGUGCCAGGCAUGUCGGCUGAAAAAGUGCCUGCAGGCGGGCAUGAAUAAGGACGCGGUUCAGAACGAGCGGCAGCCCCGCAGCACAGCUCAGGUCCGCCUGGACUCCAUCGAUGUGGACCCGGAGAAGGAGCACCUGGCCACCACACGGGAACCCACCUCCUCUUCCUCCUCCUCCUCUUCCUCAUCUUCUUCAUCAUCCUCCAAUGGGUCUGUCAUCACGUGGCCCCACAUCACCUCCUCCAUGUCCAUCACUUCCUCUGUUGCAACCCAGCGCUGCAUCAGUCCCCAGAACAACCACCGCUUUAUGGCAAGCCUCAUGACAGCUGAGACCUGUGCCAAGUUGGAGCCUGAGGAUGUUGAUGAAAACAUAGAUGUGACCAGCAAUGAACCAGAGCGGGCGUCUUCAGAGUACCACAUGGCUUUGUACCCGUCUGGUUCUGAAAAUGUAUACGAGACCUCAGCAAGGCUUCUCUUCAUGUCCGUGAAAUGGGCCAAGAACCUGCCCGUUUUCUCCAACCUGCCCUUCAGAGACCAGGUCAUCCUGUUGGAGGAAGCAUGGAGUGAACUCUUCCUCCUCUGCGCCAUCCAGUGGUCUUUGCCACUAGACAGCUGCCCACUGCUGUCUUUGCCAGACCUCUGCCCUGGCAUGCAGGGAAAAACCAGCUACACUAGCCUGGACCUGCGCCUCCUACAGGAGGUCUUCAGCCGCUUCAAGGCCCUCGCUGUUGAUCCUACCGAGUUCGCCUGCCUGAAGGCCAUUGUGCUCUUCAAGCCAGAGACUCGAGGUUUGAAAGAUCCAGAACAAGUGGAGAACCUGCAGGAUCAGUCGCAAGUCAUGCUGGGACAACACAUACGGUCACACUACCCUAGCCAACCAGCCAGGUUCGGAAAGCUGCUUCUUCUCCUUCCCUCUCUGCGCUUUGUGAAUUCUGAGCGGAUAGAGCUGCUGUUCUUCCACAGAACCAUUGGAAACACUCCCAUGGAGAAAUUGCUGUGUGACAUGUUCAAAAACUAAAAGAAUCACAGAGAAACCCAUGCAGUCAUCAGUAAUGUCCUGUUUUGGAUGGGAUGAUGACUGACAGAUAUUUGUUUUGUAUAUAUACAAGAGAUUCUGCAUGCUGUUGUUUGUUGUCUUCUUUUGUCACCUCCACAUCAGUUAAUUUGACAAAGAAGAAAAUGCAGUUCAGUUUUUGUCAUAAUGCGUUUUCUUUGUAUUAUAUCAAGAGUCUCUGAUUUGAAGUUAUGGUCAUACUAGUUUUGUUGUUGUUGUUUGUUUCAAUAAAAAUACUUUGUUUGGUAAUAGUGUAAUUUGUUUGGUAACGUGUGUGUGGCCCUGCUGAUGUUAAUGUGACUGUUGUAUUUAUGUUGUUACGCCUUGAAAAAGUAAAAACAAAGAAGAAAAAAUCUAAAA
Haplochromis burtoni (Burton's mouthbrooder) is the source of this 4305-nucleotide messenger RNA. Its product is annotated as photoreceptor-specific nuclear receptor. Gene Ontology annotation, biological process: negative regulation of transcription by RNA polymerase II; anatomical structure development; positive regulation of transcription by RNA polymerase II. The transcript is spliced from 8 exons. Gene Ontology annotation, molecular function: RNA polymerase II cis-regulatory region sequence-specific DNA binding; nuclear receptor activity; zinc ion binding. NCBI's taxonomy places the organism in Eukaryota, Metazoa, Chordata, Actinopteri, Cichliformes, Cichlidae. The record is from RefSeq and is a predicted model, not a curated record. The coding region runs from base 2602 to 3909 and encodes 435 amino acids.